CUUUGUACUUUGGUAUAUACAAGAUCAGCUGCAGUCGUCUUGCUGUGUGCCGGCUGAAUCUUAUCAUGCCUUUCUUGGAUUUUGAUACCAACCUUCCCCAGCAAAGUAUACCAGAUGAUUUUACUGAAAAGCUGUGUUCAACUGCUGCAUCAAUUCUGGGCAAACCUAAGGAUAGAGUGAAUGCUACUGUGAGGAGUGGGCUGUCAAUGAUGAUAAGUGGCUCCUCCGCCCCUUGUGCUCAGCUGAUAAUCUCUUCCAUCGGAGUUGUGGGCACUGCAGAACAGAACAAGGAGCAUAGUGCUAAAUUCUUCGAGUUUCUAACAAAAGAACUAAACUUGGGACAAGACAGGAUUAUACUACGCUUUCACCCUCUGGAGCCUUGGCAGAUAGGAAAAAAUGGAACAGUUAUGACCUUCUUGUGAUGCCUUCAGUAGAUUACUAUGGAACCAUCUCUUAGAACACAUUCCUGCCUCUCUUAUCAGUCCAAGAUAACAUGAAGUCAACUAAGAAAAUGUGCAAAAACAGAAGUUUUUAAACUUGCAUUGUAAGGGUACGAUGUCUUUACACUGUAGAUUUUUACUUUCAGUUGUGUACCUGUCAGAAAUCUGAUGCAUGCCCACUUUCCAUACUGCAGACUUUGUAGUAGUUUUAGGCCUGAAUUUACCAAAUUUUUCCUUUACACAAUUUUCAAAUCUACAGUGGAAAAGUCGGUGCCAUGUAAACUACAGCUGGAUUCCCUGUGAUAAAAUGUAGUUUAUACAUAAAAAAUGACAUAUCCUUGUUUAGAAUAAACAUAGAAUUAACUGCUGUGGCGUACCCUAAUAAGGGAUGCUGAAAGGAUUUGGUGGCUGUGUAAUGGUCCAAUACAAAAUAAAGUACCGUAUAUUCAUAAA
Hyla sarda is the source of this 893-nucleotide messenger RNA. RefSeq names its product D-dopachrome decarboxylase-B-like. NCBI's taxonomy places the organism in Eukaryota, Metazoa, Chordata, Amphibia, Anura, Hylidae. The record is from RefSeq and is a predicted model, not a curated record. Bases 66 to 422 code for a protein of 118 amino acids. Gene Ontology annotation, molecular function: phenylpyruvate tautomerase activity. The transcript has 3 exons.